This is a messenger RNA of Aspergillus calidoustus, 1152 nucleotides long. Lineage: Eukaryota; Fungi; Ascomycota; Eurotiomycetes; Eurotiales; Aspergillaceae. The record is from the annotation of a GenBank genome assembly.
AUGCGUUUCUCACUCACUGCCCUUGUGGCAGCCCUUGCUGCCAUUCCCCAGGCUACGGCGACCUUUGACAUUGACGAGUGGGAUGUCCUCGCAGGCAAGGCCCUGGUGAACCAGGUGCUGUACCAGUUUACCAAGCCCCGGUACACUGACAGCAAAUGCACCCCUCUCAACGCGGCUAUUCGUCGCGAGUGGGGCACCCUCACCAAGCGCGAACGCAAGGAGUACACUGAUGCCGUGAGAUGCCUCACCAAGAAGCCCUCCAAGAUCGACCCGACCUUUGCCCCCGGGGCGCGCACUCGCUUCGACGACUUUGUCGCGGUCCACAUCAACCAGACCAUGUACAUCCACACCACGGGUAACUUUUUGACGUGGCACCGAUACUUCACCUGGGCCUACGAGCAGGCCCUCCGCAACGAGUGCGGCUACAAGGGAUACCAGCCCUACUGGGGCUGGACCAAGUACGCCGACGACCCGCUCAACUCGCCCAUCUUCGACGGCUCCGAGUACAGCAUGGGUGGCGACGGCUCGUACAUUCCUCACCCGGCGGCCGAAGUGGCCCCUGGUCUCUUCCUGCCCCCCGGAAACGGCGGUGGCUGUGUCACUUCCGGCCCCUUCACCGACUUCGAAGUCAACCUCGGCCCCCUCUUCGUCACCCUCCAAGUCCCCGGCGUCGAAGCCCAGAACGGCACCGGCCUGAACUACAACCCGCGCUGCCUGCGCCGCGACGUCAACGUUGAAGCCGCGAAAUGGACAACCACCGAACACGUCGUUGACCUGAUCAAGAACUACCGCGACAUCUCCUCCUUCCAGGACCGCUUCCAGGGCGACUUUCCCAACGGCUACCUCGGCGUGCACAGCGGCGGCCACUACACCAUCAGCGGUGACCCCGCCGGCGACUUCUUUGCUUCGCCCGGUGACCCCGUCUUCUACCUGCACCACGCGGCUAUUGACCGUGUCUUUUGGACCUGGCAGAACCUCGACCCGGCUGAGCGGACUUUUGUCGUUGCUGGGCCGACUGUCCUUCCAGGGUUGGGACCUAGCCCUAAUGCUACUUUGGACGAUGUGCAGUACUUUGAUGUCCUUGCUGAGGAUCUGACUCUUCGUGAGCUGCUCGAUACCACUGCCGGGCCGUUCUGCUAUGUUUACUUGUAA